Molecule: messenger RNA, 2022 nt
Organism: Fragaria vesca subsp. vesca
Lineage: Eukaryota; Viridiplantae; Streptophyta; Magnoliopsida; Rosales; Rosaceae
Product: pentatricopeptide repeat-containing protein At5g39350-like
Exons: 1
Coding region: 1-2022 (673 amino acids)
Biological process (GO): RNA modification
Molecular function (GO): protein binding; RNA binding
Source: RefSeq, a predicted model, not a curated record
AUGAGCAGUCUAUCUCAAGCUUUGACAAAAGCCAAGGAAGUCCUAACUGCCACUGCAACCCAAUUCCACUCACUGCUCCACCACCUCACCGCCACUCCAUCCCUCACCAAAACCAAGCAGCUCCAUGCCCACACCAUCACAUCAGGCACACACUCACCUUACGUCAGCUCAAACCUUGCAAAACUAUACGCCUUAUGUAGCCACCUCCAAUAUGCACGUAAGCUGUUCGACGAAAUGCCUGACCGGAAACCAUUCUUGUACAACGCCCUGAUUAGAAUGUACGUCAAAAAUGGCUUACCACGUGAGGCAAUGCACGUGUUUGUGCAAAUGUUGGCUUCGGGCACGUGCCGGCCGGAUCGGUAUACCUACCCUGCUGUUGUGAAGGCGUGUAGUGACUUGUCAGUGGUGGGAGCUGGGGUUGUUGUUCAUGGGAAGAUAGUGGUUGAUGGGUUUGGGUUGGAAAUGUUUGUUAUGAACGGUUUGCUGGCAAUGUAUAUGGGAUUUGGGGAGAGGGAUAUGGCGAGGAGGGUUUUCGAUGCAAUGCAGGAACGAGAUGUGGUGUCUUGGAACACUAUGAUUAGCGGGUACUUUAGAAAUGGCUGCACGAGGGAGGCUUUGAGUGUUUUUGGAAGGAUGAUGAAUGAGGGCGUGGAGCCUGAUCGUGCUACUUUGGUCUCCUUGUUGCCGGUUAUUGGUUCCUUGAAGUGUAAGGUAUUGGGGAGACGGGUUCAUGCCUUUGUGGAAGAGAUGGGUUUGGGGAAGAAUUUGGCGCUGAGGAAUGCGCUGGUGGAUAUGUAUAUAAAGUGUGGUGGCAUGAAUGAGGCGCGAGUUGUUUUUGAGAACAUGGCUGAGAGGGAUGUGGUGACAUGGACAACUAUGAUCAAUGGGUAUAUUUUGAGUGGUGAACCAAGAGGUGCAUUGGCACUUUGUUGGAUGAUGCAGUGUGAUGGUGUAAAACCAAAUUCUGUGACAAUUGCUUCUCUACUUUCGGCCUGUGGGAGUUUGCGUCUUUUAGAGCAAGGAAAGUGCUUGCAUGGGUGGACUAUUAGGCAAAAGCUUGAGUCUGAUGUUAUAGUGGUGACUGCUUUAAUCGACAUGUAUUCGAAAAGCAAUAGUUUGAAUCAGAGCUUUCAAGUGUUUGUAAAGACUUCAAAAAAGAGAACAGUUCCCUGGAAUUCGAUAAUAUCUGGAUGCAUUCACAAUAGUUUGGCCAGAGACGCAAUAGAACUUUUCAAACAGAUGCUGGUGGAAGCCGUGAAACCAAAUGAAGCAACCUUGAAUUGUCUCCUUCCUGCGUAUUCCAUUCUUGUUGAUUUACAUCAAACCAUGAAUAUACAUGGUUACCUAGUAAGAUCUGGGUUUCUUUCAUGCAUUGAAGUUGCUACUGGUUUGAUUGAUGCAUACUCAAAGGGUGGAAGUUUAGAGUAUGCUUACAAGACUUUCAAUGGAAUUUCAGAGAAGGACAGGGAUAUUGUUCUAUGGAGUGUGAUAAUAGCUGGUUAUGGAACACAUGGCCAUGGCAAGACUGCUCUUUCACUUUUCUAUCAGAUGGUUCAAUCUGGGGUGAGACCAAACGAGGUCACAUUUACCUCUGUCCUGCAUGCUUGCAGCCAUGCUGGUUUGGUGGAAGAAGGGUUGGAGUUGUUCAGAUUCAUGCUUAACGAUCAGAAAUUGAUUCCUAACGCUGAUCACUACACAUGCAUUGUCGAUCUUCUUGGUCGUGCAGGUCGUUUAGUUGAAGCUUAUGAUCUUAUUAGAACAAUGUCAUUUCAGCCUAAUCAUGCUAUUUGGGGUGCAAUACUCGGCGCAUGUGUGAUACAUGAUAAUGUUGAACUGGGAGAGGUUGCUGCUAAAUGGCUUUUUGAGCUUGAUCCAGAAAACACAGGCAACUAUGUAUUGAUGGCAAAAAUUUAUGCUGCAGCUGGAAGAUGGAAAGAUGCAGAAAAUGUGAGAUAUACGAUGAACGAAAUAGGAUUAAGAAAAUCACCUGCUCACAGUCUAGUUGAUGUCAGAAACAACUGA